This is a messenger RNA of Hippopotamus amphibius kiboko, 6369 nucleotides long. It is a transcript of the gene NLGN2, whose product is annotated as neuroligin 2. Gene Ontology annotation, molecular function: signaling receptor activity; neurexin family protein binding. The coding region runs from base 1815 to 4322 and encodes 835 amino acids. Gene Ontology annotation, cellular component: synapse; postsynaptic specialization membrane; cell surface. The transcript has 8 exons. Gene Ontology annotation, biological process: neuron cell-cell adhesion; presynaptic membrane assembly; chemical synaptic transmission. Lineage: Eukaryota; Metazoa; Chordata; Mammalia; Artiodactyla; Hippopotamidae. The record is from RefSeq and is a predicted model, not a curated record.
AGGCGGCCGCGCGGUGACGCGCGGGGCUGCUGCGGCUGCUCCGCCGGCGGAUCAUCACUCUCGGGCUGGGAUGGACGCGGGGCGGGCGGGCCCUGGCGCGCGGGGCCAGGAGUCCGGGCCUCCCGGCUGCUGAGCGUUCCCCGAAGCCUCCCCCUUACCCCUGCUUUCCCUCCUAGGAUCCGUGCCGACCCCCGCCCUGGGGCUCCAGACUCGGCUCCCGCCCUCCUCUGACUCUCCGGACCUCCCCCUCCCGCCCGCCCUCGGGAUCGACUAGAUCCCUCCCCCUCCCUGAGGAUUCCGGCUGGAUCCCUGCCCCUGCACCGCGGAUCCUGCGCUCCCGGGCUUCGGGCCCCUGGGGAUUGCCGUGGACUCCUCCUCCCGCACCCGAUCCCUUAGGAUCCUCCGCCUGUACCGCCUUCUGGUCCCUCGAAGCCAGCCCACGGAGCCAGUGGAUCCCUAAUCCAGUCCUGUCCCGUUGCCUCCUCCUCCCUCCGCCGUCCCCACUGCGGGGUUCCCUGUUCUUGGGCUCCUCCUGACCCCCUCCCCUACCUCUCCUUUCCCCGGGGAUCGACUGGAUCCCGGCCCCGCCCCCCGGGGCUGGGGCGAUCCCCCUCCCCCGCCGGGUGAGGCGCUGCGGGCGGGGGCUGGGCCUGCGGGGCCGCGGGGGGCUCAGAGGCCGCCGCCCCCCUACCGAAGCCUGUCCGCCCCCUACUCGGAGCCCUGGAUGGAGGCACCACGGCCCCAGGGCUGAGCCAGACCCCCCCUCCAGGGUUAAAGCUGCAGCCCGUUGCCGAGGUAACAUUGCGGGGCAGCAUCCCGUCGCCCAGCAACCGGCUGCAAGAUCACGCAUCUGUCCCCGGAUUUGCCCCUCCAGCAUCCCCUUGCUGUCUAGCCCCUGCCUCAAAACACCUAAACUUCCAAGGGGAGAAAUGGAGAGGGCCUGGGGUACAGGGGUCUCCCCCACUACACAAAUCCGUUGAGAAUGGGAUGUUGAAGGGAGGGGAAGGUACUGGGCUUGUGCAGUCCCAAAGAAGGCCCAAGUCUGGCCUGGGGUGGGGGUUCAGUGCCAUGAAAUUACAGCUCCGGAGUAAUUAACACCUAUAAACAAACCCACCACUUCCUGCUAAUUAAUGACUUGGUAUUUUUAUUUUCUCUUCCUUGUCUAUCUCAUCCCUCCCAGGGAGGUGGGAACUGGGACUCCUGAGUCCCUGAGGAGAGCCUGCCUGGGAGGGAUGAACAGCUGGAAGGGGAAGUGCUGGGUCUGGGGACCUUCCCCUCCUUCCCCUCUGGCUGUCCUAGACAUUUAACACUUCUUGACCUCACCCCAGCCUCAGACUUUUCUAUCUGGGUCCCUGCUGAGAGGAGGGGGUGGUGGCUGGGGUGGGGGGAGGUGCCAAGGGGCCUGAGGAUGGAAGAAGGGGGGCAACUUGGUCUGAAUUCCGAGUCACUAACCACCUGUCUCUUCUGUUUCCCCAUUCCUGUCUGUCUGCCCCGUCCAAUUUCCCUUCCCUUCUUGCACCUCUCCUCGUAUUUUUCUGUCUGUCCGUCUGUCUGUCCCUCCUCCCCGCAGGUCGGGCCUGCCUUCACCUUCUCCCACUUCCUUCCCCUUCCCCACCCCUCGCCCCCUCCAUGGAGAGGAACAGACCCUUUCUCUGUCCAGUCUAACCCAGGUCCCUCCCCACCCCCCUCCUCCCUCCUUUCCCCCGCCCCCUCCUCCCUCCUGGGGCGAGGGGGGCCUCCCUCCCUCUCCCCCCCUUCUCUCUCUCUCCGAGGGGGGGGGGUCCCGGGGAGGGAGGGGGGGUCCCCCGAUCAGCAUGUGGCUCCUGGCGCUGUGUCUGGUGGGGCUGGCGGGGGCUCAACGGGGGGGAGGGGGUCCCGGCGGCGGCGCCCCGGGCGGCCCGGGCCUGGGUCUCGGCAGCCUCGGGGAGGAGCGCUUCCCAGUGGUGAACACGGCCUACGGGCGAGUGCGCGGCGUGCGGCGCGAGCUCAACAACGAGAUCCUGGGCCCGGUCGUGCAGUUCCUGGGCGUGCCCUACGCCACGCCCCCCCUGGGCGCCCGCCGCUUCCAGCCGCCCGAGGCCCCCGCCUCGUGGCCCGGCGUGCGCAACGCCACCACCCUGCCGCCCGCCUGCCCGCAGAACCUGCACGGGGCGCUGCCCGCCAUCAUGCUGCCCGUGUGGUUCACCGACAACCUGGAGGCGGCCGCCACCUACGUGCAGAACCAGAGCGAGGACUGCCUGUACCUCAACCUCUACGUGCCCACCGAGGACGGUCCGCUCACAAAAAAACGUGACGAGGCGACGCUCAAUCCGCCAGACACAGAUAUCCGGGACUCCGGGAAGAAGCCAGUGAUGCUGUUUCUGCAUGGCGGCUCCUACAUGGAGGGUACCGGGAACAUGUUCGAUGGCUCUGUCCUGGCUGCCUAUGGCAACGUCAUUGUAGCCACGCUCAACUACCGGCUGGGGGUGCUCGGUUUUCUCAGCACCGGGGACCAGGCUGCAAAAGGCAACUAUGGACUCCUGGACCAGAUCCAGGCCCUGCGCUGGCUCAGUGAGAACAUCGCCCACUUUGGGGGCGACCCCGAGCGCAUCACCAUCUUCGGGUCUGGGGCAGGGGCCUCCUGUGUCAACCUUCUGAUCCUCUCCCACCACUCGGAAGGGCUGUUCCAGAAGGCCAUUGCCCAGAGCGGCACUGCCAUUUCUAGCUGGUCCGUCAACUACCAGCCGCUGAAGUACACGCGGCUGCUGGCGGCCAAGGUGGGCUGUGACCGGGAGGACAGCGCUGAGGCGGUGGAGUGUCUGCGCCGGAAGCCUUCUCGGGAGCUGGUGGACCAGGACGUGCAGCCUGCCCGCUACCACAUCGCCUUUGGGCCCGUGGUGGACGGUGAUGUCGUCCCUGAUGACCCUGAGAUCCUGAUGCAGCAGGGAGAGUUCCUCAACUAUGACAUGCUCAUCGGUGUCAACCAAGGAGAGGGCCUCAAGUUCGUGGAGGACUCAGCAGAGAGCGAGGACGGUGUGUCCGCCAGCGCCUUCGACUUCACGGUCUCCAACUUUGUGGACAACCUGUACGGCUACCCGGAGGGCAAGGAUGUGCUGCGGGAGACCAUCAAGUUUAUGUACACGGACUGGGCCGACCGGGACAAUGGCGAGAUGCGGCGCAAGACCCUGCUGGCGCUCUUUACCGACCACCAGUGGGUGGCACCGGCUGUGGCCACGGCCAAGCUGCACGCCGACUACCAGUCCCCUGUCUACUUUUACACCUUCUACCACCACUGCCAGGCUGAGGGCCGGCCCGAAUGGGCAGAUGCAGCACAUGGGGAUGAGCUACCCUACGUCUUCGGUGUGCCCAUGGUGGGUGCCACUGACCUCUUCCCCUGCAACUUCUCCAAGAAUGACGUCAUGCUCAGCGCCGUGGUCAUGACCUACUGGACCAACUUCGCCAAGACUGGCGACCCCAACCAGCCGGUGCCGCAGGACACCAAGUUCAUCCACACCAAGCCCAACCGCUUCGAGGAGGUGGUGUGGAGCAAGUUCAACAGCAAGGAGAAGCAGUACCUGCACAUCGGCUUGAAGCCGCGCGUGCGCGACAACUACCGCGCCAACAAGGUGGCCUUCUGGCUGGAGCUGGUGCCGCACCUACACAACCUGCACACCGAGCUCUUCACCACCACCACGCGCCUGCCCCCCCACGCCACGCGCUGGCCGCCGCGCCCGCCCCCCGGCGCCCCGGGCACGCGCCGCCCGCCGCCCCCCGCCACCCUGCCGCCCGAGCCCGAGCCCGAGCCGGGCCCCCGGGCCUACGACCGCUUCCCCGGGGACUCCCGGGACUACUCCACGGAGCUCAGCGUCACCGUGGCCGUGGGCGCCUCCCUCCUCUUCCUCAACAUCCUCGCCUUCGCCGCCCUCUACUACAAGCGGGACCGGCGGCAGGAGCUGCGGUGCCGGCGGCUCAGCCCCCCGGGCGGCUCGGGCUCCGGCGUGCCCGGCGGGGGCCCCCUGCUGCCCACCGCCGGCCGCGAGCUGCCCCCCGAGGAGGAGCUGGUGUCGCUGCAGCUGAAGCGGGGCGGGGGCGUCGGGGCGGACCCUGCGGAGGCCCUGCGCCCCGCCUGCCCGCCCGACUACACCCUGGCCCUGCGCCGGGCGCCGGACGAUGUGCCUCUCUUGGCCCCCGGGGCCCUGACCCUGCUGCCCAGCGGCCUGGGGCCGCCCCCGCCCCCGCCGCCCCCCUCCCUCCAUCCCUUCGGGCCCUUCCCCCCGCCUCCCCCCACUGCUACCAGCCACAACAACACGCUCCCCCACCCCCACUCCACCACUCGGGUAUAGGGGGCGGCUCGGGGAGGCCCCCCUCCCCAGCCCUCCCGGCCCACGCGGAAGGCAGGGAGGAGGACUUGGCGACAGGCUUUUGUCCUGUGGAGCUGUCACACGUCGAGGAGCAUUAGGUGGACAUGGGUCUCCUCACCGGGAUGCGUGUUUCUCCCGCGCCCAUUCUCUUCUCCGGACCUGGGCCUUUGAACAACCGGGGGGGUGUUUUUUUCCCCUCCGUCGGGACACCCGUCUUCGGUGUGAGGAGACGUGGAAGUAUUUUCCCACGUGGAGGUGUGCUUUCUCACGAGGGGGUGUGUUUUCCCAUGUGCAGGGUGAGGUUUUUUUUUUGCCGCCCUGGACACAUGUUGGCUCCCUCAAAGAAUUUCUGCGGGCAUUUGUACCCCAGAAUCCUGUUCCCUCAUGCCUUCUCCCACCUCCUCCCUCCUCCCACCCCCCUGGAGACCCUGGAAGUGGUGUGUUCACAAACAGCGACCCUUGGCCACCAGAGGACACAGGGUGGUGCCCGGGAAGAAGCAAAGAAAUCACAGCCCCCACCCCUCCGGCCCCGGCGAAGCAUGUGUAUCCCCCGUGGCACUCGUGAGGUGAAGCACGGUCUCCCCAGGCAGGCCUCGCCUUCCAUGACGACAGACACAGAACCUCUGCCGGGGGGCGGGGGGGGAAGGGAGGAGAUCCUGCAUCCCUGUGCUGCCUGGGAACUUGUCUUCCCAUGGGUCAAGGACGCAUUUCUGAGUGGAGACAUGUUCUUGCAUGUGGAUGUAUGUUUUCCCAUGCAGACGGCCCCUGUCUCUCCAGCACUUCCCUGCAUCUUCGGGCCUUGGGCCCAGCACUUAACAUCUCCUCACACAGCAGGUGGGAACGGACUUCAAACUGACAGAAGCUGAGGGGGAUGGACAAACCCUGAGCGGGGUGCUCUGCCCCUCUUUCCCCUAGAGUUGGGGGGGCGGGAGGCAUAGCACCUGCCACCCACAGAGGCCAUGCAUGUUUGACCAAAGCCCUCACUGCGGUCUGAGGGCAGCCCUUCCCUCAGUCCUCAGGCCAUUGCUCAUCCGUGCCAAACUGGUGAGGUGGGUUUGAGGGGCAAAGACCCCCUAAGUGUGCCAAGGAUUCCCCCGUCCUGGGCCAGGGCAGGUGGGAUGCAGGAGGGGGGGAGGUGGCAGCUAAAGGGGUCCUGCCCGUGUCCCUCUUCUCUCCUCACUGUGUCUCACCCCUCCCUCUCUGCCUCUGUUCUCCCUCCCCUCAUUGCUGUCCCCCUCUGAAGCCGACCCUUCCUGACGUCAAGACAGUUUCUCCCCUCAGCUGCCCACCCCCUCCUUUGGCCUGCCCCCUCUCCCCUGGGCCGCCAGGGCACAAGGGAAGGAGCGGUGGAGGGGGAAGGGGAGGAGAGCAGGGGAGAAAGGCUUCCCAGGACAGGUUGGGGGGAGAAUGGGGUCAGCUGUGCUGAGGAACAGAUGGUGGGGGACGGGGCUUGGGCAGACACCAGCAGGAAGAAUUUGAUUCGAAGGGACACGUGUCCGGUGACUGCCCAAAGAGAAAGGGUUUGGGCCUCUGGGGAAAGGAAGAAUGUCAGGGAGGGUUUCAAGGGACACCAGCGGAGACGGAGCCAGUCCUCUCCACUGGCCUUUCGUGGGUUCCUUAGUGCCAAAUGUGAGCAAGCGGUGGAGUGCUGUCUUCCACUGCCGCCCGAAUCCAGAAUCCCUGGUCUUGGCUCCCCAGAACUUUGCCUCCUGACUGUCCCUUCUGCCCCCACCUCCACCCAUGGAAACUUAGUUCUUUUUCCACCCCUUCCCCUGCCUGGUCUAGCUCCUUUCCAAACAGCCAUGCCCUCUAAACACUAGGGACCUGGGCCCUGAACCCUGUAGACAGAUGCCCCCAAAAUUGGGGCAUGGGAGGGGGGCUGGGGGACCCCAUGAUUCAGCCACGGACUCCAAUGCCCAGCCCCUCUCCCCAGAACAAUUCCCUGACAAUCCCCUGUCCCCACCCCAACCCUUCGCGGCUCUGUACACAUUUUUAAACCUGGCAAAAGAUGAAGAGAAUAUUGUAAAUA